CGGGCUGGCCGCGUAAUCGUGACGUCAGCGCGCCCGCGCCGGCUGGCCGGACGCCCUAGGCUUCCGCGAGAUCUUCGGUGGGUGUACGGGUGUUUUACGCCAGGACGCUGAUGUGUUUGGGUUCUCGUCUGCAGACUCUCUGGACCUGGUCACAAUUCCACAAUGUACCACAACAGUAGUCAGAAGCGGCACUGGACUUUCUCCAGCGAGGAGCAGCUGGCAAGACUGCGGGCCGACGCCAACCGCAAAUUCAGAUGCAAAGCCGUGGCCAACGGGAAGGUUCUUCCGAAUGAUCCAGUCUUUCUUGAGCCUCAUGAAGAAAUGACACUCUGCAAAUACUAUGAGAAAAGGUUAUUGGAAUUCUGUUCGGUGUUUAAGCCAGCAAUGCCAAGGUCUGUUGUGGGUACGGCUUGUAUGUAUUUCAAACGUUUUUAUCUUAAUAACUCAGUAAUGGAAUAUCACCCCAGGAUAAUAAUGCUCACUUGCGCAUUUUUGGCCUGCAAAGUAGAUGAAUUCAAUGUAUCUAGUCCUCAGUUUGUUGGAAACCUUCGGGAAAGUCCUCUUGGACAGGAGAAGGCACUUGAACAGAUACUGGAAUAUGAACUACUUCUUAUACAGCAACUUAAUUUCCACCUUAUUGUCCACAAUCCUUACAGACCAUUUGAGGGCUUCCUCAUCGACUUAAAGACCCGCUAUCCCAUAUUGGAGAAUCCAGAGAUUUUGAGGAAAACAGCUGAUGACUUUCUUAAUAGAAUUGCAUUGACGGAUGCUUACCUUUUAUACACACCUUCCCAAAUUGCCCUGACUGCCAUUUUAUCUAGUGCCUCCAGGGCUGGAAUUACUAUGGAAAGUUAUUUAUCAGAGAGUCUGAUGCUGAAAGAGAACAGAACUUGCCUGUCACAGUUACUAGAUAUAAUGAAAAGCAUGAGAAACUUAGUAAAAAAGUAUGAACCACCCAGAUCCGAAGAAGUUGCUGUUCUGAAACAGAAGUUGGAGCGAUGUCAUUCUGCUGAGCUUGCACUUAACGUAAUCACGAAGAAGAGGAAAGGCUAUGAAGAUGAUGAUUACGUCUCAAAGAAAUCCAAACAUGAGGAGAUCGCCAAACUUUGGCAUCAGAGCAAGGUCCACACUUAUCACUGAAAAUUUUCCCACCCAGCCCCAUUAAAAAAGUUAAAGUGUGAGAGAUUUUAUUUCAACACUGACAAGCUAGUUACUAGAGGGCCUACAAAGGUAAGUAACAAGUUUCCAUUUCAACUUGAGAGACAAAUGAUGUUAAAAUAUAAGAAGCAGGGUAAGUCAGGUUUGUGAUUUUAAAUAAAAGGGAGAAGGAUUUCAGACUGAGGAAUGACAGGUUAGUAUGGCUAAAGAAAGAUUGAGGUGUGAUAAAUGGGAGCCAAAGUGCACAGCGAAAAUAUCUUGACUAAUCCAUAUCCUCCCUGUCUUCUAUCAAUCAUGUAACCAAGGAAGGAGACCACCUGGGAUACUAUGUUGGUCCAAGUCCAGCUAAAAAACAGAAGGGGUGGAAAGGAGAGUAAUUUGAUAAAAGAGCCAAGAAGGGAGAGAAUGGAAUGAAUUGAGCUGAUUUCAAGGAAAAGGAGCAUGGGACAUGUUGAGAUUUUUGGUAUCAUCAGUGUUAAACGGUGAUUGAAGCCACAUAGGUUAGCAGCCCCCAUAGAAAUAACUGCCUUUUGUAGCUUGGAACUAUUAAGCAGACAUCUUUUAAGCCCUUAGCAUUUUUUUUUCCUGUAUUUUAUACAUUAGAGGAAUAGCAUAAAGUGUUGCUCUUGGAAUCUAGGGCUUUCCUUACUGUGGGAACACCUCCUUGGGUUCCUGUCUCACUCACUUUGAUUACCAAUGUCAUUCUGCCACGUAUGUUCCAUAUGUCCUAUCUGCCCUGCACAAUUAUGAGAGGGAAGGAAUUGUUGCAUUUAUAAAAUCCUUUUCAAAAGAGGCCAUUAGCAAAAAUACUAAUCUAAAGCUUCAGCUUCUCCCUGGGCCUUGCUCUGGUGCUAAGGUUUAAACUGCCCCUGAAGGAGGAAGAAAAUAAAUAAAUUAAAUGCUUAGCUCUUUUAGACAGAAGUAAUCAAUUAUGCAAGAUAUCCCUUGGUUUUAUUUUAACUUAACCUUUGUGAAUACACUUAACCUUUGUGAAUACUUCACAAAAAUACACAUACAGAAGUAAAUAAAACUAUACAGUUGAACUAAAUAUCCAGCAGAUACAACAAGUAGUCAGAAGUUCAAAGAUGGAUAAGUUAGGCAGCUGAUGAGGUUGUCUGCAUAAUCAAAGGGGUAGCACAAAUAAUGAACAAAUAACUUUUAACAAAAGCAUUCUAGUUAACAUAAAAGAAAUUGGUAGUCUAUAAAAUGGUUGAAUGGGUAACAUGCAUUGAUCAAUACAACAACCAAUAAUAUUUACUGAAUUCAAACUAUUUACUUGUAAACAUUUAACAAAGCAUUAUGAGAUCUAAAUACAGUCUUUGACAAUUUCAACAAAAUAAGUAGUAUGUUUAAAAAAUAAAGCUGAUGAGCAAUAGAUCAUUCUAUAUAUUUUCUUUCAACAGUUCCAGCAAGAGAAAUAGCAGAGUAUUUUUUAAAAGUAUAUUUUAAAAGUAUACAGCAAAGAUUGUUCCUAUUAUACUGACAAACUCUGGAAACUGUAAAUACAAAUAAUCAUUGAACAGUCAAAUGGUCAUAUUCCUAAUCAGGAAGUAGUUACAGUAAGAACAGUCUGCAAUCCAGUUAUACACAAUUGUCAAUAAGAGAAUGUGUUUCUUGUCAGUUGAUUUCAUAGUUCUUUCUCUAACAGACAGCAAAACUUUGGCAACUGGGUGUACUGAAAAUAUAUUUUGAAAGUUCGAGAUAUCAAGAUACAGUCAUAGCAUUUCGUUUUGUGAAAGAUGGUCUGUACACCAAGACUCAGAGGUUGUUAAAGAUUGAUUCCAUGUGGAAAUAGUGCAAAUAUCCUGCACAGAUAGCUUACAAGGUUGCUGGCAUAGUUAUUCACCAGCAGAAUCUUGGAUUUUGUUUGCAUAGCUCACACAUCACUGGAAUGUGGAAAAGUGUGCUAUUUUUUGGCAAGAGCAAAGGAGACAUUAAACUGAAGUGAAUUACCAUGUUGGGCAUGCUGAAUCCAUGCAGAACACUGGGGCGAAGGCUGCUACCUGACAUCAUUGGUUUUUGUAUACUGGUUUUGUUUUUGUUGAAGCAGUUCUGUUAUAGCCAGAAGCUUUUUCAAUACGUGCUAGACAGAGGAAAAAUGGUAUGAAAAUAAAUGAAAGCUCGGUCAGCAAUUUCAGGAUGGGAACCUGGAUUUGAAAAAAACUGUAUCAAAGCAAAAGGACGCAUAAAAUAUUACCACAAUUCCACUCAAAACAUAAGUCUCUAUUAUUCAGUCAUUGGCUGAGUAUUUCUGGUCAUAACUAAGAGAAUUUUUAUACCCUAAAGUGAACAGAAAUUUGUUUGUGUUUGGCAUGCUCCUAUUUUUUAGGCCAGAACUAUCACACUAUCACAUGUUGUCAGAAGCAGUUUACCUCUCUUUUAAAAAAGGCUUUUUUUAUUUAAUAUCUAAGGCAAGGCAAGUCAUAUUAUUAGUUUUGAAAGCUGUGGGGGGAGGGGCGGGGAGGAACAGGACUUGAGGAUUCUAGAAUCUCAGAUUGUAGAGAACUCAGUCACCAAACUCAAUGCUUUAAUCCCUUCUACAAAAUCCCUGCCAAAUGGUUAGCCAGUGCGGUGACAGCAUUCACUAUCUCCUGAAACUACAUUAGAAACUAGUCAAAACUGUCCCUGUGGUCACUUCCUCUCAGUAGCCCUUAUGUUAGCUGAGGACAUUCAAAAUGUAACUCAUUUUGUUCUAUAUCUCCAAUAUCUUAAUUGACCUGGUAUUAAGUCCCUUCAAAUUCUGGUCUGGUCUUUGAAUACAUCCUAAUCUGUAUCUGUUUGGUGCAGAUGGCAGAUAGAAGUCUAUCAAUGUAGUCUACUGUUUCUCAAAGUGUAGGCCAUGGUUCACUUGCAUCAGAAUACCUAUAAAUUCCUCUAAGAGUUUGUUAGACGUGCAGCUUUCAAGGCCACACUUCAGAAUCUCUGGAUGUGAAAUUUGACAAACAUGCCAAAUAAUAAUCAUUUGUUUCACAGUUUGAGAAUCACUUUGGCCAUGCACUGUAUCUGUAUGUGACAGAGAAAAGACAAGACAGAAACUGAAAGAAAAAAAAAUAAAAUCAAUAUUGACUUACUAACUAGCCAUUUUCACAUAUGCCACCAAAGUGUUGUUACACUGUUUUCCAGUAGAAUUAACAUUCAGACUCAAGAGCAAAACCUGAUGUUUUUCAGUAUUAAAUGUACAUCAUUUUAGUCUGGGCCCGUUAUUUCUGUCUGCUGAGAUCUUUUGUAAUAUGAUGCAGAGUCUCAAAAAUUUAAUGUAACAAGAUAAAAAUGUUAACCAGAAUUCAGCUAUUUAUUAACUCUCAAAGUGUUAUCUUUGAAACAUCAUUGUUAAUGAAGGCUGGCGAAAGCCUACCUGCUGUGCACCACGCUCAUUACUGAGCGUUCGAAGUUCAUCUGAAUGAGCCACGCAAAUCUCAUGUAAUGCUGCUAAAUCACGGGACAGGUCCGUUCUAGAAUGCUCUGUAGUGUCCGGAAGUUCAGGUACAUUCUUUAAGGGAAUCGUAAAAUUGCAUUUAGAAAUACAAAUCUUCUUUUUGUUGUUGUUUUUUUUGAGACAGUUUCGCUCUUGUUGCCCAGGCUGAAAUGCAAUGGCAUGAUCUCAGCUCACUGCAACCUCCGCCUCCCAGGUUCAAGCGAUUCUCCUGCCUCAGCCUCCCAAGUAGCUGGGAUUACAGGCACCUGCCACCAUGCCCAGCUAAUUUUUUGUUACAAAUACAAAUCUUUCUCUAUAGUCUCAUGUGAAAAGAUUCUAAUUGGGUAUAUUAGAUAAUUUUUUUAAUACUCAAAUUUCUCUUAAAAUUCUAAAGAUUCUUAUUGAAACAUAAUAUUCAGUAUUAAUGAUGGUAAAAUAUAGACUUUGUAACCUUUGUAUUCAAAUGAAAGCCAGAUUCCAUUUUUUUCCAUAGCAUGACAGAUGUGGUACAAUAUUAUUGCUAUUCUAAAAAUAAGGGGUGGGGGGUGUGGCUUCCUAACAAUUAGCUUUGUAUCUGAAAUCUAGAACAUAUGCCAAAUAGUGUAGGUUAACUGCUAAUCUGGAUUAAAUGCAGCCUAAACUUACUUAAAAUUCCUAGAUGAAAUUUCAUUAUUAAGCUCCUGUAGUUUGUCUAAGUUGAUAAUGCAUAUAAGUAGGAACUGCACUAUGAAAAUGCAAUGAGAACCUGUCAGGUUUGCAAUUAUCUGUGGACUAUGCUCAGAAUACUUGCUAAUGUGUGGGAAUAAUCAGUGUUAAUUAUGGUACUUUCAGAUAAGGUUCAUAAAGUAACUUAGUCACUAUAAUUAAAGUUUAUAGUAUAGGUUGAAUAUCACCCAAAAUGCUUGAGACCAGAAGUGUUUCGGAUUUUGGAAUAUUUGCAGUAUACUUGCCAGUUGAGCAUCCCCAAUCCAAAAAUCCAAAAUUGGAAAUUUUCCAAAUAGGAUUUCCUGUUGGUGCUCAACAAGUUUUGGAUUUUUUAGCAUUUCACAUUUCAGAUUAGGGACACUCAACCUGUACUUUAUUAUCAACACUAAAUGCCAGUGUUAUUUUAAGCCUUGGAAUAACAUUUAACAAGGGCUUGGAUUACCAGUAAAAUGGUGACAGUAUUUGCUUUACAUUGCUGAAAAUUGCAAAACAAUGUUUUCUAUGGGAUAGAGAAACACAGUUACUCAGAAUACAUUCAGUGAUUAAAGGAUUAUAGCGAUGAAAGACACCAUAUUUGCCUUCAGAGAACUGACUCCAGUAGAAAGGACUUUAGAAUAAAGUAAUCAUAGCAACACAGAAUUAUAUAUCACAGAUACGCAGGGGAUGCUUAGGAGGUAAAACAAAAGUUAUUUUAUUCAUGUUUGGGGUUCAGCAAAAGCUUCCUGAAGGAGAUAAUAAUUGAGGUGUGUCUUCAAAAAUAAAUUUGGCUUAUACAGGUGGUGAAGAAAUAUGGUAGUAUUAUAUUUGGAUUCUAAGCAGUAUGAAAUCCUAGAUUGUGUGGCAUAACUUCUCACACAGUUCCUUAAACAUUAUAGUAAAAAUGUUUUCUAAUGAUUGACCAACUAUAUCCCAGUUCACAUAUAGAAGCAUGAUGGACUUUUAGCAUUUUUGUCAAUUUCACUAUAAAUUUCACUAUAAAUAUGGAGCUAUGCCAUAAUUUUUCAUACACUAGUUUUUAUAUCUGAGGUUGCAAACUAGUGACUCAACGGCAUUCCUGAUUUGUUUGCCACAAAUUGUGGUGGUCUUUUUAACUGAAUCUGAAUACAGAAUCUGAAUACAUUAAGACAGAACAUGGACACCUCAAUCUCCAAUCCUAGCACUCCCUAAUGCCAUGCCUUACACCUGGCUCUGUUCACAUGUACAUGCACCUUCCUGUUUUCUCUAUAUAUGAACUGAAUUACUAAUAAGUUUAGUUUAAAACUGACUCAGUACCUGAAAAUCUGUUCAAUCAUGAAAAUUUAACUUGAUUAAGAAAGGCAGGGUCCUAGAAAUUAUAAAAUACCCUCAUUCAUAAUUUUGUAAUCACAAUUUAUUUUAUUAACAAGGCCCAAAUGAGGCACCGAUAUUCACACUGAAUGAAGUGUAACACCGAAUCCACGUCUUUUAUUCCUAGAAAAGAAGACUUUUCAGUCUAGUUACUUAUUUAACCUGGUCAGAACUGUGUCAUCGUCUUGCUUCAAGCCCCACAUAGUAGCAGCAAAGUAAAAAAGCUAAGGAGGCAACAGAAUGUCAUGGCAGUCAGAUGUGAUAGCUUUAAAAGGAUAUGAAAAGCAAGACAGACCCUAAAAAAUGAUGGAAGUAGUCUAAAAGCCACAAUAAUGUAUGCUUUGGUGUAAACUAUUUAGUGUAAGAAUAAAUGGUUUUAAUUACAAACAAAAAUACUGUUUUUUGUUUAGGAAGGCAGACAAAAAUUUGCAGGCUUUUUGUCUUUUUAGUUUUGGAUAGAAAAUCUUUCUAAAGAUUGCUGCUUAAAUGGGUUAACUCAGCUAUAUCAACUAUAAGUCUUGAAAAAAGUACCUGAAAACUAUAUACAUACCCCAAGUUCAUCUAAAAACAUGAUCAUACGAUGUUUGUUGCUUUUGAUGAAUGGAUUGACACCUUCCAUGUAGGGCUCCUGAAAAAAUAAAAUGCUUCUAUUAUAUGCACCAGAAACAAACCACUGUUUGACCUAUUAGGUUGGUGCAAAAGUAAUUACAGUUAACAGCAAAAACUGCAAUUACUAUUGCACCAAAUUAAUAUAGCAAAACCCAUACAUGUAGCAAUACUUCUUAUAAAUUAGGUGUAGCAGCAGCAACACAUUCACAAGAAUUAACUAAAUCAUAUAAUGACAGUAUUUUCCUUCUAGCACAUAAGCAAAUGGCUGGCUAUACUGAGGAGUAUGGGUAUUUUUAAUGAAAGAAAAUUCUGGACCCAAGCACAAAUCGUAACACAUAGCCUGGCAGACACAAAUUGUUUAUAUAUAAAUUCACUCAAACAUGGCCCCAAAUCAUAGGUUUGAAUCCAGCAGAGAUUACAGGGAAUUAAAAUACAAUAUAAUAAAGACUGCAACAGGAAAAUAUCUUAUUUGUAACCUGCCUCAAAGAUUCAGAUGAAUUCAAAACCUAGGCCAUACAUGUAGUUAACUGCUCAUCAUACUAAACUCCUGACUACUUAAAACCAUGCUAUAAAUAGGGAAAAUGUUAAGAUUAACACACUCUUUUAAAAUCAGUAAGAAACUCAAUGAGAUAAGGACCUCAAUAGGCAAUUCCAAAGACAAAGACAUGAAAGUCUAACAGUAAUAAAAUAAUGAAACACAAAAUAUUAUGCCUAUCAAAUUGGCAAAAAAGAAAAAAGUAUAGUACCCAAUGAGUUUUGGCAAGGCUGUGAGGAGCAACAAAAGUAUCUUAAAUUGCUGACAGGAAAUCUUGUAACACAUAGCAAAAGCCUAAAAUGUAUUUACUUAGUGAUUUUACUCCAAAGUUCAGCUAAUAAUUGAGUAAGUAUGAAAGGAAAUGUAUGCAAGGAUAUAUGUUACAACAAUAACAGGGACAAAUGGAAGCCAUCUAAAUAUCCAUUAUUAAGAAUAGUGAAGGAGUUAUCUAUUUCCACAUAUGGCAAGAAGUCUGUCACGUAUUAGGUGACAAAAGCAGGAGGCAUAAUACGAUCCCAACUGAAUAUCAGUCAUUAUCCUUAGAUAGUACAAUUAAGUGUAGGUGUUUAAAAAAAUAAAAUAAAAUCUUGAGUUUUAACAUUUACAGUGAAUGUUUGUGAAAUACAUUUUUUAAUGACUUUUUGUAUUAAAAUGUACUCAUUGAUUAUGUUUAAAAGUGGGAGAAUUUGAGUACACUGGACCUUGAAAAAUUCGUUUUCUAUAAUGGCUAAAGUGGUGUUUUUUAAAGUUCCACUAUUAAAAUGUAAAAUUUAAACAAGCUACUUUAAAAACAAACAUACCAACAAAAAUAAUCUUUCAUUGCUAAAAAUUUCACUGCUAAAAAUUUACUUAAGCCACAGUUUAUGGUUUUAUCAUGUCAAACUUGCAUUCAUAAAUUACAUUUUAAAGUAUCAAAAUGUUUUUACCUUAGCUCCAAAUUCCACAAGAUUUGCUAAGUUCUGCACAGAUUUAGCCACUAAUAUCAGUGUUCUUGCAGCAAUAGGAGAUGGAGAAUCUGUAACAGAAUUGGGCACAGCUAAUGAGACCAAGUCCAACAGCACUUCCAGCUAAACCAUUAUAAAUUUAGCACUUUAAUAUUUCUUUACUGUUAAACUACUACCCAUUCUUCCAUUCGGAACUCAGAAUGUUUUUUGAAAAAUGUUUUUUGAAAAAUUUAUGAUCCAUAAAAUUCAAAAGAACUUGAGUUAAAAGAGAAAAACUGAAUAUGCUUAUCAGUGCUUCUAGGCUUGCGAAAAGGGUACUACAAAACUCAGCAGUUUCCAAUGGUUGAUACUAUUUCAAAGGACCUCAAAGCUUUACCUUUAUCACUAAAAAAGAUUGUCACUCCUCACAUCUUUCGUGACAGUUCACAAAGCUAAUUUCAACCUACUCAGGUUAGCAAUCUGAGCAAUUCCCUGCUCCCAACAUUAUUUGCAGUCCAAAUAAUUCACUUAAAGCUCAAGAAGCAAGAUAAAGUCUAGGACCUCUGCUUUAUUUUGAGGAGAAAAACAUGAAAUUUAAUAAACUUUUAAAAUAUUUUAAAGGUAAGUCAGGAAGCACUUCCCUGUGGAACACAGAUAGUAGGAUGUAAAUGAAAAGUAUUGGUGUCUAUUAAAUAUAAGCUCUGGAACUUAAUUAUUUAACAGUAAAAUCCCAUAGAUAAUCUACCUGACUGCCUAGUUUUAGAUGGUGUUGUCUGAGGCGAACAUCCAGAUAAAUCUCUCCAAAAGAAUUUCAAACCCUUAAUCUUAAUAAUUUAUAGAUUUAACCACUUUAGUAGCAAUAAAAGAUAAUUACAGAGAUGUGAUGGCUAUAUAGAAGUAAAAAUUAAGACAUUCCAAAACAUUUUUAGUACAAUUUUGAGCUUCAGAUUAUUAAGGUAAAAAUGGUUCCAGUUCCUACUGUUUAUAAUGGUUCAUUAUUACAUUCAAAGUCACAAAUAUCCCUGUUAUCCUUUCUUUGAAAGAAGCUUUUAACACCUGAAAGUCAUCUCAAAAUGGAUAUAUGGGUAAUAAAACUGGAUCAGGUUUACUGAAGUUUAAAAUGGCCAAUUUACACUAUAUAACUGGUGACUUUAAAAAUCUCUAACGGGAGGAACCAGGACUGCUUUCUUCAUAAGUACUCACAGAAUACUAUUCCAACUGUACAUAUCAUUUAAUUUGAUCUUGAAGAUCUAGCUGGCAGCAGUCUACCAGCAAUGGGCUAAGCAAAGCUCUUCCCAACUUGAAAAAGCCAAGCUGCAGACUACAAGAAGUCACUUAUUAUAAAGGUUUGAGACACAAAUAGGGGUAGAAAAAAGGUGGAAUGUGUGUAAUCAUGCCAUCUCAGACCAGAUAUGAGAUGGAAGAAAAGAAACAAAAAGAAAAAAGCCCAAGAAGCACAAGCACAAGGAAGGAAGGGUGCUUUGGAAUACUUCAUAUAUGCCAUGACUAGAAUUGGAUAAUCAAAAAAAAAAAAAAAAGAUUUAAGAGUAUUCUUAAAUAGUAUGAAACUGUUAAUUCUAAUAUUUUGAAUUUCAAAAUGUAUCAAAAGCUGAUUACCUGAGAUGAUAUUGAACAUCCGUGGAUUCAGGAUGGCAGGACAGAUGAGUCGAAGAAAAACAAAACCACUGGAUGGGAGGGAAAUUUUUUUUUUUUUUUUUAGAAAACACCAAUGUGUUACAUGAAAACAAUAUAUAUCUAAACAGAAUUUUUAGUACUCAUAGAACCCAUAAAAUUCACUCUAAACCAAUAAAAGAAAGCCCAGACACAGAAAGCUUUAAGAAAACAGUAAGCCAAAGCAUAGUAUUUUAAGAAUAUAUAUAUCUGCUUCUUGAAUGUAUUACUCACUUUUCCCAAUUUAGAAUUUGGAUUAACUUUGGGAAAAUGUUGUUUAUCUGUAGUAUUUACUGUCUUGCUUACUAUUUAUUAUUCCAGGCUAGUGGUCAUUUGAUGCUUAGAGAAAGUAGUAUCCUCAGGAACCUUAAGAAUUUCUGAAAUACCACAGGAGUAGAAAUAAACUUUUUAUAUAAGCAUAGUUCUGUACAAUUUUAGAACUUCACACACCCUCAUUUCUUAAUUUAUUUAAACAGAACAGCCUAAGUUGGUUGCAUUGAUUUUGUUGAUGAUUCACAUAAAAAUAAGAAUCCAUUGCACUAGAGAAAAAGUGACUUAUUGAUCAAUGAAAAUGUCUAUAAUAGAACACUGGAAAGGUUUUCUUUUUUCCUUUUUUCUUUGUUUUCUUUGAGAUAGGGUUUUGUUCUGUCACCCAGGCUGGAGUGCAGUGGCCCACAAUCACAGCUCACUGCAACCUUGAACCCCUGGGAUCAAACAAUUCUCUUGCCUCAGGCUUAGAGUAGUUAGGACUACAGGUGCACAUCACCAUACCUGGCAUUUUUUUUUUUUUUUUUUUUUUUUGUAGAAAGCAGUCUCACUACGGUGCCCAGGACAAUUUCAAAUUCCUGGCCUCAAGCAAUCCUCCUGUCUUGGUCUAAACAUGUUGAGAUUACAGGCUUGAGCCACCAUGCCCAGCCUGAAAAACUUUUAAGACAAGACAUUAGGAAUUCUAAAGUUUUAAAAAGUUGUCAAAUUAUAAAACAAUAGCAAAAGCAAAAAUUAUACUAACAGCUGUCAUAUAUGAUUUUAUCUGCUAAUUUUACUUUGGGACAAUGUCAGUGUUAAAAGCUUGCAUAGAUACUCCUAUUCUGCCUCCUUUAGUCAUUGGUAGGGAGGAUAUGUUGUCAUGUAGAUAAUUUCUCUCUAAUUUCCUUUUAAGAAGAAUCCACACUAAUAAUUAACCUCUUACUUGCCCCAUGUAAAGACAAGCAUUAUUCCUAAAAUAAUGAAUUAUGCAAUUCCUUCUACAGAUUGAUAGACAUAAUCCAUGUAAAGACAAGCAUUAUUCCCAAAAUAAUGAGUUAUGCAAUUCCUUCUAUAGAUUAAUAGACACAAUCUCUGUUCUCUGUUAGAGUGGAUUACCCAAUUUCUUAGCAUUUACCUUUGAACAUGUACCUGUUUGCUAAUUUUUGGACUCUUAGAAAGUAAAGAUGUUACUUCUCAAACAGCAUUUAUAGAAAUUCUAAUAUAUUGGCUGGGCAUGGUGGCUCAUGCCUGUAAUCCAACACUUUGGGAGGCCGAGGUGGGUGUACCACCUGAGGCCAGGAGUUCAAGACCAGCCUGGCCAACAUGGUCUAACCCCAUCUCUACUAAAAAUACAAAAAUAGCCAGGUAUGGUGGUGCAUGCCUGUAAUCCCAGCUACUUGGGUGGCUGAAGCACGAGAAUCUCACUUGAACCUGGGAGGCGGGGGUUGCAGUAAGCCAAAAUCACACCACUGCACUCCAGCGUGGGCAAUAGAGCAAGACCCUGUCUCAAAAAAAUAACAAUUAAGUCUUUAAUUUUGGACUUCCCAAAUUUAAAGAAUCUUGUAAACUUUACUUGAAAAUAUUGUGAUAAUUAUACAUAGUAGGUCUAUGAGCCUGAAACCUAACCUUGGCAAAAAUGCCCUAAAACACCCUCUUGCAUGAAACAGUUUACAAUUUCCUGCUGUGUUUGCUUAACAGUUAUACUUAUUUGAAACUUACAAAUUUAUAGAACAGUUUUAAUUUACAUCUCACACAUAACUGUGCUGGAAUAUUAUGCUUGUAAUUCUUUUCUAUUCCUCCCAAUCACCACUAAUGCCAAGAAAAACAGAAUCUGUAGUUCUUAAAUAUUAUGUCAUAUCAUAACCAAGAGAAAUAUUACCUGCCUCCCAAAAAAAGAAAUAAAAGCCCCUUGACAAAAUUUAGGUUGGAGGCAGGAUUAACACACAUUUUCAAAACAAACUGUGUAAUAAUGGUGUUAAUGGUUGCCUAAUUAUUUUACAUAUAGCAUGACAUGACAGUGUAUAUUCUAAAUAACAAAUUAUAUUAUUAGAAAACUGCUGUAUUCUAUGACGCUUUUGCAUUAAACUUCCAUUUGCCUGGAAUUAGUUGGGGUAUUGGUUGGAGUAUGCUUAACAAAAGCAAAAGCCUACAAUAAGACUCAAGGAUAUCAGAUUGGGUCUUAGAAAGUUACCUUUAGUUCUGCCUUAGCCACCAGCUUUCUAUAAAAUCUUAGUUCAACUUAACCUCUCCAGACAGAUCUGCUUCUUCAUUGGAAAAAUAAGUUAGAAUAAUGAUAAUGAAGUAACCUUACAUAAGCUCCCAAAUUCCAUGAUUUGCCAAAGCAGUUCUUCCUAUAGAAUAAUGAUAAUGAAGUCCCUUUAUAUAAGCUCCCAAAUUCCAUGAUUUGCCAAAGCAGUUCUUCCUAAUUAUGGUACAAUGAGCAGACUGAAACACAGCUUCAGAACUACAUGUUCUGGUUACAGAUUAGCUCAGAGUCACAGAUUGUAACAAACCAAUUAAUAUCUAAAUCGGUCAAUUACUGCCCUUCUCUCUCACUGCCAAUCAAUGUGUGUGUAUGUAUGAAGAAUACUAUAUGAAGUUAGCUACAGAUUUUGUUAUAUAACUUUUAGCCUCAUCUUGUAAGGGUUUAAAAAUCCCCAAUACUUGACUAUAAAUGAAUGUUCAUGUUUUUAGAAAAUGCAAACGGCAGCUAUAUCUCACAGUAACUUUAAGUUUAGGAGCCAUCUGGACUUAGAAAGUAUGCAACAGGGCUUUGACAUAAAAGCCAAAGAAAAAAGCAUUGAAUUGUAUAUUGUUAUUCCUCAAUUUUUCACAAUUAUCCACCUAUUAGUAUGUGAUUUAACAAGUCAAUUGAUGAGCCUUACCUAACAACUCUUGUUCUCAUGGUAGUAUUUGUAGGCCACUUAUGCUGAACAGAUUUCUGUAAACACCCAUAAAUAUAUCUCAAUGUCCUGCCAAAAUAACACAAUCAUCUCAACACAGAAAGCAAGUGAAAACACUGAUCUCCUAGCAGCCAAAAGCUUAAUUUACCCAAAUAUACCACAGUUCAAUAAAACUGGCCUUUUCCCCCAAAAAAGUAUUUUGCCACAGGUAAUGAGACAUUUAGCAAGGGGUAAGGAAAACUUUAUCCACUAAGUUUAUCAUCAUCAAUUUAUUCAGUCAACUUCCUGACAUUUACUUUCAGAUAUAGAGAACUAACCAGCUGCAAAUUCUGGGGGGAAAGAUUUAGACUUAAGUUAACUUCUACCUGAACAAGUGAGUUCACUAAUACUGGAGGCCUACAAGCAUAUUAACAGAGUGAUUAGUCUAUCAAGUAUAGACUAAAUGGAUAGACAAGAUAUCUUUUACAAUCUCAAAUCUGAAACUAUAAACCUCUAUUCACUCCCCAAGCUACUAUAGUACAAACCAGACAUACUGGCUUGUACAAAAAUAAUGGGUACAAUUCAUCUUAUAAAGAUUAACCAUGACUUUUUCAGAGUAUAAUAAUAUUAGGACAACAGAAAAGCUUUCACAUGUUUUAGAAAUAGAAAUUUCUGAAGACAUAGAUACACAAUUUCUUGUCAAAUGAAAAUUUCACCACUUACGGUGGAAGUAUUUCUGAAGCCAUGAAUAUUUUCUCCACAAGCUCUGAAAGUAUGUUCAAUAGGUGUGUUAAAUUAGUGUUCACAUCUUCAUUUUUUUCUAACUUUGAUGGACUUAACUAAAAGAAGGAAUAAAUCAAUAUAAAUGCAUGUUGGCAAUGACAAAUGCAAAUGAAUAGAGGAAAACAAGUAGUUGUAGUUUUCGAGGUUGUCUAUUUUUCGGUAUCUCUGUGUGUAUUGAUCUUUUUUCUUUGUAUAAUGGGAGUUUUUAAGUAGUUUUCUCUAUGGAACUCCUCCUGGUAGGUUUGUUACCAUUUAUUCCCAAUUAGCCAACUGAAAAGCAAACAGUGCUUAGUCAAUUCUAUUUAUUUGAGGGGAAAAAAAGCUGAUUAAAAGCUUUUCUGAAUGAGGCUUAUUUAAUGGCUAAUAAAAAUAUCAAAUGCCUUAGGCAGAAUCACAAACCUUUCUCAGAACUUUUCCUGUAACCCUUCUGAUCUAGUGUCAGCAGAGUACAUUUAUCUAUGGAAGUCGGAAUUCCAUAGCCUAUCUCUAAAGUCCAGAGACUCCCUACCUACCUGCUGCACUUCUGUGUCAUCCUUAUGUUAGGCCAACUAUGGCAUUACCCCACAUUUCCAACAUUAAAUCACUAAUUUCUUCCCUUCGAGUUAUUAGUAUGAAUCGACACCUUCGUGCAGGAUUAACAUUUGCUAGGUCCCAGUGUCCAUUGUCAAAAACAAUUCCUUAAACUGAUUUUUGUAUCAGAUCUAAAAUAUAUUAUUUAUUUGUAGUUGCUUUACCAUUAAAAUGAGAGAAUAUGUGUGUGAGAUUCCACUUACUGUCUUAAUAGUUUAUUAUGAAUUUAUACUGAAACUUUAAUAAUCCUAAAAAGAUUUUUUUGUUUUAGUUGAGGUUAUCUCAUAAUUCUCCCCUCGCAAAAAAACCUUCAAGGACAAACCAAGAUGUAAUGAAGUGCUACAUAGGUUAUAUAAUGAGUCACUAACAAAACCUUCAAUUUAUCUUAUGCACGCUUUCUGUAAGUAGUAUAUAGAUUAUUAGUACAGUAGAGGAAAUGACAAAGUAUUUUCAUGAAUUUCUGGUGCAACUUGAUGGUUUUUAAUCCCAAAAUAAAGUACAUCUUUUUUAAGAAGUCCAUUUUGCAGAACAUUUUUAUAAAUGUAUUACAGACAGGUGUAACUGCUAUGAGGAAUAAUUUUAGAAAUUUAAUAUAUUUUCCUUAAAAUGUAAUUGGCUACAAAUUAUUACCUAUUAAAAUAUGUUCUUUGCAAAAAUACUUAUUAAAACAUUAAAUUCUUACCUCACAAGACUGCUUGCUUUCCAUUAUCUUUAAAAUAGAGUCUUUCAAAGCAUGAUGAACAAACUGUGUAGCAGUGGCUUUCAUAUACUGCUCCAUCAAGGUGCUUGCAAGUGUUGUGGCUCGAAAUAGGGUAGUGGCUUCAUCUACACAAAUAUUUACAUUAGAAGAUUAUUUGUAAAGGACUGACCUAAUGUGACCAAAUUGGAAAUUAAGUGAAUUCAUUUUACCUCAACAGGAAUAGCCACUUAAAUGUACUUUUUGCAUGCAGCGUUGAAAGUACUAAUUACAAUGACAUCCUAUACUUCUACAGACUUAACUCUGUAAGACUUUCAUAUGUAUUACCUCAUUAGAUCAUAAACAGAAGGGAUUAACACUGCCAUGUUCAUAUGGAAAAAUGAAGACUCAGAAUUGUUACAUGACUUAAGAUCAAUUAGACAGCUAAUGACAAAAUUAGGACCAUAAAUCAGCUUUGCUGCCCAUUGACCCCAUGCUUUGAAAUUUUAGGGUUUAUUUACAAUUAAGGAUAUAAUACAAAAUCCCAGUAUAGAUUAAUUUAUUAGCUUAAAACGUGUCUACUGAGUUUCAGUAAAAUUUUAAUGAAAUACAAAUGCUGUCAGAAAAGAUAAACUCAAGUGUAAAAUAAGGACCACCAUUUUAUCUAUUCCUUGACAAAUCUAUAUUUUGUGAUGAGGAGGAAAAUAGUUCUAAACUUUACUAUUUAUUUGGGGAACCUAGAAGCAAGAACUGUUAAUGAAUCAAAGUGCUUGGUGGUGUGUGUGGGUGGGGGGGAGGGUGGAUUAUUUUGUAAGCCAUUAAAAGCACUGUGUCCAGCAGCUUGGGAACUACUUAUCUAUAAAAGUUAGAAAUAAAAUGCAGCUGACACCCAGCUUCUGUGUAAUGAAGAAGUAAAAAUUAAACAAGACCUGUAACCCCAGCACUUUGGGAGGCUUGAGGCAGGCGGAUCACCUGAAGUCAGGAGUUCAAGACCAGCCUGGCCAACAUGGUGAAAACCCGUCUCUACUAAAAAAAUAAAAUAAAAAAUUAGCUGGGUGUGGUGGCAUAUGCCUGUAGUCCCAGCUACUUAGGAGGCUGAGGCAGGAGAAUCGCUUGAACCUGAGAGGUAGAGGUUGCAGUGAGCCGAGACUGCGCCACUGCACUGCAGCCUGGGUGACUGAGACUCCAUCUCAAAAAAAAAUAAAAAACAAGAGAAUACAGAUAAAUAUGCCAAACAGUCAAGCCACUGAUGUAGACACAGAUACCACCUUCUUGUGGCUUCUAGUACUUAUCUGCCAAAACCUACAUUAGAAAUAUCAGCUUCCCAUAGUAACCAACAUAAUCAGAACUGACAUCCAACUGCAAUUUUUAAGGAGGGAAAACAGAAUAACUUAUUUAGCAAUAUAAUUUAACAAUUUAGUAUAUUCAGAGAUAGAGUCCAUAUAUCCUUGAUAUAAAAUCUAAACCCAGUUUCUUGUAUCACACUAACAUAGCCAUACCAUACCUUCCAUGCUUAUUUCUCUGUCAUUUAGUGUGCAUAACAACAACGAUUCAAGCUUUUCGUGAAGAAAAAUCCUCAGUAGGAUGCUGGCCAGUAGUGUUCGGUCUUGUCCACAUACAUGUGAUAAAGCAUAGACUACAUGAAGUUCCUUUUGCAGUAUAAGCUAAAAUGACAUUUUAAAAGAUUGUUUAAAGUACAUAGCAUUAUAAGCAUGCUCCAUGAGACUAACAAGAAAUAUGUUCUUUCACAAGUUCUUAUAUUUAAAAUGAUGUCCCAUUGAAUAAAUUUAUUUAAAAUAGAGUGAAUUCAUAGUCUACCUAUUUCUACCAAAAUUACAGUAUAAAACAAGGUUUUAAAUCUCUGGCAUCAGUGUGCUACUAAGCUAUGAAUUACUAUGUUUACCUUAAUGGAUCUUUUAUUAAAUGUUAAAUGUUUCUGUUAAUUCCAACAAAAACAAGACUGAUAAAUAAUUUAAUACCUCUUUAAAUUCACUGUACUCUUCUUCUGGCAUGAUUUUUUCCAUAGAGUAUCGUGCUCGAACACGCAGGGACCCUGGUUCAAUACCUUUUAAUGGUAUAUGGGAGCUGAGCAGAAACCAUUCAUCUGUGGCAUGCCCUUUCUGUAAUCGGCUCAACUGGCAGCGCAUAAAUACUUGGGAAGAAAAACAAGCAAUUAUUGUUUAAAAAGAUAACACGAUAAUUAGUCAUGCAAGUAAAUUUUCCUGGUGUUCAGUCUUCCCUAUGGUGUUAAAUGCUUUUCAUUAAAGGAGUUUUCAGUAACAUCACAAAUUCA
Gorilla gorilla gorilla (western lowland gorilla) is the source of this 17792-nucleotide messenger RNA. It is a transcript of the gene CCNH, whose product is annotated as cyclin H. Lineage: Eukaryota; Metazoa; Chordata; Mammalia; Primates; Hominidae. The record is from RefSeq and is a predicted model, not a curated record. The transcript is spliced from 9 exons. Gene Ontology annotation, molecular function: cyclin-dependent protein serine/threonine kinase regulator activity. The coding region runs from base 163 to 1140 and encodes 325 amino acids. Gene Ontology annotation, biological process: DNA-templated transcription; regulation of transcription by RNA polymerase II. Gene Ontology annotation, cellular component: transcription factor TFIIK complex.